This is a messenger RNA of Bemisia tabaci, 420 nucleotides long. The record is from RefSeq and is a predicted model, not a curated record. NCBI's taxonomy places the organism in Eukaryota, Metazoa, Arthropoda, Insecta, Hemiptera, Aleyrodidae.
UGAAAUUGAAAAAGAGAGGCUCCAAAGUAUGAUGACUUACGGUGAAAUCGUUUCUCAGAAACAGAUUGAUCUCAGAAAACGGCAGCCAAAACUUCGCGAGGAUAAAGAUCCACUUGCAGGAGAGACGGAUGAUGAAAGAUUUUUGGAGCUACUCGGUGGAAUAAUGGACAGACUCGAUUUUCUUCAAGAAAUGGAGCAAUUUGGAAGGGCAAAACUGUAUAGAUUUGAAAUAGGUCAAGAAAUCGCUGCUCGCUUUCGUCUCAUGAAACUAAUCGACCCUGAAAGAUGCGCUGGUCUGGACAAGUAUCAAAUAUUGAAAAAAAUGACAGAUUCAAGUUCAUCCUCUGGGUUUUCCAGUUAAUAUCAUCACUAAAAUUGACACUCUCUCACUCGCCUCUAAAAUAUCGAAUUAAAUUUGCA